Messenger RNA from Durusdinium trenchii, 2064 nucleotides. Lineage: Eukaryota; Dinophyceae; Suessiales; Symbiodiniaceae. The record is from the annotation of a GenBank genome assembly.
AUGGAACAGAAAUUCAACGAGGCCAUCCAGCAGAUCUUUCAGAGAUGGACCACCUUAGCUCUUGCAACAGAACAAGGUUGGGGUGGCCGAGACUCCCUCGCGAAGGGAAGACGGCUACAAGCUGAGGUGGUUGACUAUCUCAGUGCUGGUUCCAGGAAGCGACGGCCCAUCAGCUGGGAGAAUCCUGGAGACGUGGAGGAGCUUGCUCACUUCCUCUACCUUCGCAUCGAUGAGCUCUUCAACACCGAGACGGAUGACGGCUCCACGACGGAAGUGGCCACACUUUGCCUGCGGCUUUUCAAUACUUGCCAUCAGGGCGACACAAGCUUUGCUGACCAAGUUCUUCAGGCCUGCAACUCCACCUCCAAGCCAGACCUGGCCAAGAGUCAGGGCUCUGAGCGCAUCGAGUACGCCACGGAGGAGGAUGAGCUUCUCGACAAGUUGGAUGGGAUGGAGAUUGAUGAGGCUCUCGCACCCAACGACGUGCUGAAACGACUUGCUGAACGGCUCCAACAGACUAUUCCCCAAAUGGACAUUUGUCAAAUCCUGCCCACUGUGGGUGGUUAUGCCAAGCGGGACAUCCCUGAGCCCGUUGUGGACGAGGAUGGUUUCACCUCAGUUGUGAAGGGCCGGCGGAAGCCGGGCGCCUUUGGCAAUCCGCAUGCCCAAGCGCAGCUUCCAAGUGGUUUGGUCCGGUCGAAGAGCCGGUGUUAUUGCACUGAGAGCUACGUGGACAAAGGACUCCAGGAGGAGGUGAGCCGAGAUGCUGUGCACAGCGUUUGGGAUCACUCCACACAGCCACAACUCACCCAGCGCACGGCCUGCACCCCGCGUUCCACCGCGGAGCUUGGAGCGCCCCGGAGCCCACGGAGCUCUGCGCUGACACGGCAGUCCUCGGAGUCGUUGAACUUGGUCGACAUCUUCGCGGAACUCGGCCCGAGCGGCGAGUGCAGCCCCAAUGAGGAGGAGUUGCUUCAAGAGAACUGGCUGGGUACUGCACGCAAGCGGGGCUCCCAGGAGCGACUGGGGCUCUUGAGCACAGGACUGUGGCGAUGGAUGCGCCGCAAGGUCGCGGGCAGCCGGUGCCGCUAUGUCUCCAACGGCUUCGACCUGGACUUGGCAUAUGUGACGUCGAAGAUCAUUGCCAUGGGCUUUCCUGGUAAAAGCUCCGGCGCCUGCUUUCGAAAUCCUCAGAGUGAGGUCCAGCGCUUUCUUCGAUGGGCGCACGGAGACGGCUGCUUCCGAAUCUACAACCUUUGUGCAGAGCGAAGCUUCAGGGAGAAUGGCUUUCCCGAUGAAACGAUCCACUUUCCGUGCGCGGAUCACUGCCCCCCACAGUUCUCGAAGAUACUCGAGUUCUGCCGGGAUGUAGAGGCCUGGUUGAAAGUGGAUGAGCGAAAUGUUGCUGCGAUUCACUGCAAGGCUGGCAAAGGUCGCUCCGGCACUAUGAUCUGUGCGUUGCUCCUCUACGCUGGUGCCGUGCUGUCCGCCCGCGACGCUCUCCGCUGGUUCGGGCACGUUCGUGGCGGCACACGCGCAGGAGUGACGAUCCCUUCGCAGAUUCGAUGGAUUGCUAUGUUCGAGACUUGGUUGGAGCAGGGCGUUCAGCUGCUCAGUGACCCCAUGGGCCCGUCCACUGGGCGCUACAGGCCUUGUGCCAUUCAGUUUAGCCACUUAGGGCUGGAGGGCCCUGUGAAAGUCAAGGUAGCGCUGGUGAGCCGUCAGGAUGGCAUCCCUCAGGCGGUGCAUCGCCUCUACCUUCAGCUGUCCACCUGCAACGAUCUUUUGCACUUCACGGCGCCCUGGUGGAACGAGGCCGAUGGGAUGAUGUCUUUGACCUUGGAGGUGUCCCGUCGGACUUGGCACGCGGGGCUCCUGAAUCGGAAGUUGCGCAUGAAAGCUUGGUGGCACCACGCCUUCUUGGAGCGGCAGAUGGUGGACGAUAGGAGGAUUUUGCUUCUGGACUUGCCGAAGGCAUGCGUGGAUGGGCUACAGCGCGAUGCAGGCCGGCACGCCUUGACGCCGGCAGACUUUCGAAUCACAAUCCACUUUGAGGAUGAGUAG